Rubroshorea leprosula is the source of this 1210-nucleotide messenger RNA. NCBI's taxonomy places the organism in Eukaryota, Viridiplantae, Streptophyta, Magnoliopsida, Malvales, Dipterocarpaceae. The record is from the annotation of a GenBank genome assembly.
CAAAUGAAUUUACAAUCAGUAUUUUAAAGGCAGCUUGCUUCCAAAGCAGACAGCAGAUAGCUGAACAUUAAUCGAGGUUUCCGUUCUAAUGGCAACAAAAUCAAAAUUGGAACUUGGUUUCUUCCAAUUUCUAUAUAUUCCUGAGCUUAUGGAGGGUGGUGGAGAAGAAAAUUUCUUGGAAUCGGAUGCCAGGUAUGCUGAAGAAUUACAGUAUCAGGAGGUUUUGAAAAUCUCUACAGACAAUUCUCAACUAAUGACCGACAACAACCACCUACCAAGUGCAGCAGACAGCCGAGAGACAACAGGAGAAUUCGGUGAGUCCUCGCAGGGCUACUGUGAAAUUUGUGUUGAAAAAAAAGAGAAUCAUCAGAUGAUCAGAAUUGGGAGCUGUUUUCACUCCUUUUGUUCUGACUGCAUAUGCCGGCAAGUCAGGCGAAGAAUUGAGGUUGGCAGAACCACGAUUACAUGUCUGGGGGAGAACUGCAAAGCUGUCUUGGAGCUUGAAGAUUUCAGGCCUUUGCUUGCUAAAGAAGUAAUCAGUCUUUGGGAAGAUGCUCUGUGCAGGGAAAUGAUUCCUCACUCGGAGAGGAUUUUCUGUCCUUUCGAGGAUUGUUCGGCCAUGUUCGUGAUUGAUAACGAAGGAGGAGAUAUCAGGCAAUCCGAGUGCCAAUUUUGCCACAGAUUGUUCUGUGCAAAGUGUGGGGUUCCAUGGCAUUACGGGAUGAGAUGUGAGGAAUAUGGGAAGCUGGAUGAGGAUGAGAAAAACAAAGAUGAUCUCAUGAUGAGGAAACUUGCUGAGGAGCAAAAAUGGAUUCGGUGUCCCCGAUGCAAGUUCUUUGUGGAAAGAAUAGAUGGUUGCCCUCAUAUGAUUUGCAGGUGUGAAUUCCAAUUUUGUUAUCUCUGUGGAAAAGAUUGGACAGGGGAUCAUGUUUGUUGUCAAGGAAACUGAGACUAUGAUCCAUGGAAAGUGUAAGAAAAUGGAAUUAGCUGUAAUUUUGUUAUGAAGUUUGAUGGCGUCUCUAGAGUUUCAAAGUGGGAAGCAUUAGAGCGUGUACAUUUGAAGCUUUAUACGAUGUGUUCUUUCCCAAAAAUACAACAAAACUUUUUAACAGCCACGUUGAAGAAUCUUAAAAAAGUGAAUUUUGUUCUCUGAACCCAACAUGUUCUAUUCUUGGUUUUAUUCAUUUUAAAAUGAAAUUAAAGCACUUCC